This is a messenger RNA of Penaeus chinensis, 2531 nucleotides long. RefSeq names its product tektin-3-like. NCBI's taxonomy places the organism in Eukaryota, Metazoa, Arthropoda, Malacostraca, Decapoda, Penaeidae. Gene Ontology annotation, biological process: cilium assembly; cilium movement involved in cell motility. The record is from RefSeq and is a predicted model, not a curated record. The transcript is spliced from 10 exons. Gene Ontology annotation, cellular component: nucleus; microtubule cytoskeleton. The coding region runs from base 936 to 2366 and encodes 476 amino acids.
CUUCUCAGAACGUGUCAAAAGUGUCUUUGUCUAUACAAAAUGAAGGCCACGAGGAGGGAGUUUAACGGCGAAGUAGCCUAUACAACUACUGUCUCGGGUUCAGAGGUGUAUGGAUGGAGAGCAGGUAGCAUGACAGAGUAUACAGGAAACGGGAGGCGCAGAACAAGACGAGCAGCAGAAGGAAGGGGAGGCAGACAGGUGAACUGGCUAGGCAGGCAGUAGUCUUGCAGACGGCAGAGCGGCCACACGGGCCCCACCCCGUCUUACAUCACUCACUGGGUACCUCACGUAUACCACUGAUCGUCCCUUUUUCCUUGCUAUCGGAAUCAGAUUUUCCUCAUACCUAUAUAUCUGUUAGGUUUCCUACCUAAUGUAAUGUACUUUAAUUAAAAAUAUGUGCGCAUCAUCUAAAACAAAUGUACCGCAUUGGGAGACACGCAGAGAACACAGACACGCACAAACACGGAACAUUCUGGCGAGCGCUCUACCAUCGCCUUAGGCGGAUCGAAGAUCUACUGAGGAACGUCUUCGCGUGAUAGUCACGCACGGAAGGUUACCUCGUAAACAAGAGGUCAUGCACAAGUUCCUAUUGUGCCAUGCGUGCUGAGAGUCACGCUGCGGCGAUGGUACAGUGGGCAUAAGGAUGUAGCAGGUACAAGAGAGGUGUCGUGUGUAUCUGGAGGUUCUAUUGCUUCGUGAGGCCACCUGUGUAGAGAAAGAAGGAAAAAAAACUUGACCAGAAGUGGUUAUGCAGAUAUCAAUGCUGGAUAUCCAUUUUUUUUAACGAAGAGCCGUUGGUGAAAUCUCCUAAACAAAGUGGCAAUUGAACGAUUGCAUUUAAGUAGAUACAAGUGACAGACAGUCUCUAAUAAUCACAGUGAAGUGAAACAGAAAUAGAAUACGAGAGUUCGUUACAGCGAGAAAGGAAAGCAACGAUGAGCGGCGGAAUCAGCAUGGCGGGAAUUCCUGCCUUGUACCACCAACCUCCUGCGGCUCUCAACAAGACCGUUGCCAUGAAGACGGUCGACACUAGGCCCUUUGAACAGAGUUUAUCCAUGGUGCCACCGACGCUGAGCCGCUCCUACCCCACCGAGAGCCGCGUGUUGGACUCCGUCAGAUUCCCGAACAUCUUCACGUCAGCCACUGCGACCAUGAAAACCCGUUACACGCCCGCAGACUGGUCACAGAGUAAUCUGAAUCAUUAUAGUGAUGCAGACAGCACCCGCGGCGUUUCGGAGAGGGUGCGGGAUGAUGCGGUGCGGCUUGUUGGGUACACGUACGACCGAACCAACAUCGCUCAGCGCGAGAGCUCUCAGCGCCUUGGGGAACGCGUUAGCGAUAUCACCUUCUGGAGGAGCGAACUCAUGCAAGAGUUGGACCGAAUGCUGGCAGAGACCAAUCGCCUUAAUGAUUCCCGAAGGGCCCUUGAACAUGCUCUGAGGGACACGGAAAACCCGAUGCACGUGACCAAGGAAUGCCUUUACUUCAGGGAAAAUCGCCAGGGAAUUGACCUGGUGCGAGAUCAGCCGGAGGAAUCGCUUCUGAGGGAAGUGGACACCAUUAAGGACUGCCAAGCCAGGAUGAAGAACCUCCUGGAUCGUGUCAAUCUCCAGCUAAGUCGGAACAGGGCAGCCCGACAGGAUUUAGAGCAUGACACCAUGAACAAGAAUCAUGCACUUACCAUCGACCAUACCCAGCAUAGCCUCCACAACCACUCUGCGGGUAUUACUUAUUACCCAGGGAUAGAGAGGGUGGACAACACUGUGAGCGUUCCGGACACAUGGGCUGAGUUCAGCAACAGGAACAUCCAGCAAAGUCAGAGUGAGAGGAACAGCUCGCAGCGACUUCGUCAGGAGGUGGAGGCCCUGAUAGCAGCCACGCACCAGGAUAUGUGGACUGCUUGGAGCACCUCCAACACCACGCUCACACAACGCCUCGGGGAGAGCAACGACACCAGGAACAAGCUCCUCGCUCACAGGGACAGGGUGCAGCGAGAGAUGAACGACCUGGAGCGCCAUAUCGACAUGCUGAAGAAGGCCAUCCUGGACAAGUCGUGCCCGUUGAAAGUGGUGCACACGAGGCUGGAGGGCCGCACGCACCGCCCUGAGAUGGAGCUGUGCAGAGACCCGCCGCAGCACAGGAUGGUGCGCGAAGUGCAAGAGUUGAGCGAGAGCGUGGAGGCCCUUCGCCACAAGCUCUCUGAUGCGGAGAACUCCCUUCACCGCCUCGCCCAGAUGCGCGCUCGCCUGGACCACGACCUCGGCGUCAAGACCAACUCUGUCUACAUUGACCGCGACAAGUGCCUUGCCAUGAGGAAGAGCUUUCCGCUCUCGCAGCCUCAUCUCGUGGAUUUCACGCUUUAUUAGCGUGGCGAUGAGCAUUCUGGAGAAAAUUGUUUAGCCAUCUUGGUCUGACGCCAUUCAGCUUUAUCAACAUUUGAGCUGAGAUUAAGACGAAAAUCAGUCUGUGAUUUGAUGCAACAAUUUUCAUGGAACAAAAAAUAAAUUUCUCUUUGUGUGUGUAAACACACA